AUGCUCACCUGCAGCCAUGUAGCUGCUCCAAGUUCUCAUACUUUCGACUCCAAAAGACCAGAAUCAGAGCUUUGGGAACCAGAGGAGGUGACCAAUGAAAUGGACCCAGCUGAAACGAAAUGGGCGAUGUUCGUCACCAUGUUUGAAGGUCCAGAUGUCAUCGAGGAGGCCGCCGACUUUGCGCUCUCCCAUCCGCCCAACCCCAUCUCCAAGCGCGAAGUGCCCAAGACCAACAGGUUCAUGGUGGCCGCCGGUGGUUUGGAGCAGGGCCUGAACACCGCGGUGAAUGCGGCCCCUCUCAUGAUUGCGCCCAGGUCCAUCAUCAAGUGCUUCGAUGCGGCCUGCUCCAACAAGAGCUUCCGAGAGGGCCUGGCGGUGGAGAUGGAGGAGUUCACCAAGCUGGUUUUCUCUGUGGAGUCUGCUGCGCUGCGCCACCUCUUCCUCUCUGAGGGCCUGGCCCGUAAGGUGCCAGGCAUCGAUGAGAAGCCUGCGCCCCUGAAGAAGAUCGGAAUCCUUGGGGCCGGCCUCAUGGGCGCCUCGGCUGCCAUGUGCUUCGUGCAGAAGGGCGUCCCCGUGGUGCUUAAGGAUGCCAAGCAGGAAUGGCUCGAUUCUGGCAUGAAGAAGAUCGAAUCCCUUUGGGGCGGACAGGCCAAGAGGGGUCGCUUGAGCAAGGACAAGUUCAAGGAGUACAUGAGCCUGCUGAAGCCCACCCUGGACUAUGCCGACUUCAAGGAUGUGGAUAUGGUGAUCGAGGCCGUGCCGGAGAUUAUGGAGCUGAAGAAGGAGGUCUUCCUCGACAUCGAGAAGAACACCAAGCCGGAUGCGCUCAUUUGCACGAACACCAGCGGUCUCAACAUCGAUGAUAUCGCCACAGUGCUGAAGGAUCCCUCGCGUGUGAUGGGCUGCCACUUCUUCUCCCCUGCCAAUGUCAUGCAGCUUCUGGAGAACGUGAGGACCAGCAAGUCCUCUGUCCGCACUUUGGCCACAGGAAUGGCCAUGGGAAAGCUCAUCAACAAGAAGUGUGUCAUGGUGGGUAACUGCGAUGGCUUCGUGGGCAACCGCAUGAUCGCACCCUACGCGGGGGAAGCGAAGAUGGUCUUGGAGGAGGGAGCCACCAUCGAGCAGAUCGACAAAGCUGCCGUCGCAUUCGGUAUGGCCAUGGGCCCCAUGGCGCUGGGCGACCUGGUGGGCCAGGAGCUCUUCUGGAAGCAGCGCAAGGCAGCGGGCGACAUGAACAAGCAGACCAAGACCUACUACGGCCCCUAUGAGCUCACCGACUGGCUCUGCGAGCAGGGACGCUUUGGCAUGAAGACUCCUGACCCCAAGAUCAAGGCGCGGGCGGAACAGGCGCUGAUCACGGCGCAGCUGAGAGCCUUGAAGGGAGAGGCCGCCGAAGGUGACGCCUUCUCUCCCCGACAUGCGGUGGGCGUUGCGGGCGCCUCGCCAGUCGCGACCAAACGGGGCUGGACGGAGGCGGAGCUUCCGGACGCGGCCGUUGGCCUGGGCUCGCCCAAGGCGAACACAGGCGCACCAGCCGCGCCGGAGGAGCUUUCGGCGCUGCGUGCGCACGUAGCUGAGCUGGACCACGAGAUCGUCCAGCGGGAGAUCGUCAUUGAGGAGUUGCAGAGCAAGCUGAAGACGACCGAGGACGCCUUGGAAAAGGCGCUCUUAUCGCCAGCAGAGGGCGGGCUGUGGAAGGAACGCUACCAGACGGCUCAGAAGGAGAACGAGGUCCGUGCGAGGGAAGUGAAAGAGCUGAAGUUCAAGAUGGAUGUGAAGGGGAAGGAGAUCAAGCUGCUAAGCCAAUACGUCCGCAAGCUGGAAGAAGAGGCGCGUGUCCGCGACACCCAGCGGGAACGCCUGCUGACGGAUGCGCAGAUUGCCCGGAGCAAGUUCAAACAGACGGAGUCGGAGCAGCAGCAGCUGGUCUCCAGGCUGCACGGCUUGGAGGACGCUUUCGCCCGCUGUGUGGGGCGAAUCACCGGGGCCUUGACGGCCGGAGUGGUCGGGGUGUGUCUGGAUGAAGCGCAGCCGGUGCCGCGCUUUGUGGUGCUGACCGCUCAUCCUGCCGGCAACGGUUUGCUGGAGAUCUUUGAGGAACCCGACAGCCACUGGGAGCUUUGCGCCGUGGAAUUGUCGCCCUUGGGGGUGGGGAAGAAGCCUCCAGUGACCUUGGAUGAGAACACUUUGUCGUUGGUGACCUGCGGCGUGCUGGGCGGCGGCGUAGCGCCAAGCUUGGCCUCGGUGGCCUCGCCGGCGCUGAAGUGCCCCGACAAGGCCUCCUUCAUGAAGUGGUCUGCAGCCUUUCGAAACCUCAACUUGCUCCCCGCCUAUGGCGCCGUCUCCGGCGAAGGUGCUGCGUCGCCCAGCUCGCCGGGCCGCGGCGUGGCGUCGCCGGGAGGCUUUGCCUUCGGGGCCUUCGGCGGAGCAUCGGUGGGCGUGGGGGCACUGGAGCCGAAGGACGACGCACUGACGGAGACACGGUUGAACUCGCUGCUGGCUGCAGUGGAGGGAAACAGCAGUGGGGAACAGCGCCUGGAGCAACGCCUGAUGACAAGAUGCUGUGUGGUGGUGUUGAAGGUACAUCUUCCGGAAGAGCAGAAGGAGCACUUAUCGUUGCUUUGCUACUUGAGAGCCUACUACGCAGUGGCGGCUUGGGAGGAGGGCGUUCACUGGGUGAACAGCCAUGGGAGUUUGAUGCAUCUCUACUGUGACACGGCCAUUCUGGGACUUCGGAUCGCGCUCAGGAUGCAGAGGUUGGCCUUUGAGUUCCCCAAUUGGGCGGCAGAUGGCAUUGAGAAGGAUCUGGAAAACUGCGAGACAACCUUCAAAAUUUCUGGAGGAAUGGAGGUGGGCUCGGUGAUCCCCAUGCGCGGCGACCUCUUCGGCGAGCCGAACGCCGCGGCGCUGCAGUGGGCGGCGGCGGCGCCGCCGGGGCAGCUCUGGCUGAGCAGCGGCGCCUGUGCGGCGGGGCUGGAGGAUUUGGAGCUUCGAAAGCUGCGAGAUGCAGGCUGCAUUGAGCUGGCACAGAAGACAGAGCAAGGUGGCAGCUGCAUCUCCGUGGAGGUCUCCGACUCGCUGAAGCUCAGCAUUCCCAUCGUCCGCGCGAACCCUCCGGGGCUCGAGGCCUCGGUGGAGGCGCUGGGCGGCGCCGAGGCGCCGAGGAGCCAAGGGAGCUUCGUGGUGUCCUUCUACGCGCGCUCCGUCGGGGUGGAGAGUCGUGCCUAUCGAAAGCCGAUCCAAACCUUGCGUCUCUUGCUGAAGUUCCGCGAUACCGUACGCCUGGCUGUGAGUCGAGCACAAGGUGAGGUCUGCUGGUGCCAUGGCCAACACCUCUGCGCUCUCUUUGAGACCUCCGAGGCUGCGGUGCUUUGCGCGGACGAGGCGCAGAAGGAGAUGGCGCUGCACAAUGCCACGCGGAAAGGCGAUGUGCAACUGGGGAUGGUUUGCGCCUGCGACUUCGGCGACGUCUUCUUGAACGGACGCGACUUUGGGGGCCCGACGCUGUGGCGUGCGCAGACGCUGGCCGAGGCCGGGAAGCUGGGCGAGAUCCUGGUGACCUCGGAGGUCCUCAACACCGAGGACUGGACCACUUCCGCGCCCCACGUGGAGCUCUCAGCGACUCGUGAUUGCUUGGGUGCCACAGGACCCGAAGAUUACAUUCACUACAGCGCGGAGGUGGACCCAGAAGUGGUGGCCAAGCUGGACGAGGUGCGCAAGGCCAAGGGCGUGGUCCCCCGCGCGGUGAGCGACCAGGAGAUCUGCGAAAGGCUCUUCUAUCCUCUCAUCAACGAGGGCUUCAAGAUCCUCGAGGAGGGCUACGUGGCACGCUCCAACGACAUCGACAUCGUGUAUAUCUAUGGCUAUGGCUUCCCCCCUUCCAAGGGUGGGCCGAUAUUCUUUGCUGAGAACUAUGCCGGUUUCAAGACCAUCUUGGAGAAGCUCAAGGUCUUUGACAAGCAGGCCAAGGAGCGAUUCACCAAGAACAAGGCAUACUUGCCGAUUAACUACUUUGAGCCCUCCAAGUUGUUGGAAGCCUGUGCGGAAAAAGAGGGCAUGAAGGCCUGA
Molecule: messenger RNA, 4068 nt
Organism: Durusdinium trenchii
Lineage: Eukaryota; Dinophyceae; Suessiales; Symbiodiniaceae
Source: the annotation of a GenBank genome assembly